GGCUGCUGCUCUGCCCCGCGUCACCGGCCCUGGGUGCUGGGUCCGGCCCCGAGAGCCUCCGCGCCGCGCCCCAUGGAGCCGCUCGCCCCACUGCUGCUGCUGCUGCUGCUGCCGCCGGCUGCGCUGCCCAGCUGCGCGGGCCCCAGCAGCACGGCCGAGCUCAAGCGAGCCCUCCGCGCCGUGCUGGACGAGUGGGAGGACACGAGCUGCCCCUGCCAGGACGGCCCCGAGCACGCGGGCAGCCCCAACGCCAUCCUGCCCCGCAGCUGCAAGGACAUCAAAGCCAACCACAGGACAGCCAAAGACGGGCUCUACACCCUGCGCACCGGCGACGGCGAGCUCUACCAGACCUUCUGCGACAUGAGCACGGCCGGGGGCGGCUGGACGCUGGUGGCCAGCGUGCACGAGAACAACGCCUACGGCAAAUGCACCGCCGGCGACCGCUGGUCCAGCCAGCAGGGCAGCAGCCCGUACUGGCCCGAGGGUGACGGCAACUGGGCCAACAACAGCACCUUCGGCUCCGCCGUGGGUGCCACCAGCGACGACUACAAGAACCCGGGUUACUACGACCUCAGCGCCAAGGACGUGGCCGUGUGGCACGUGCCCAACCGGGCGCCCCUGGCCGAGUGGCCCCGGCGAGCCCUGCUGCGCUACCGCACCGAGAGCGGCUUCCUCGCCGACGAGGGCGGCAACCUGCUCCGGCUGUACCAGAAAUACCCCGUGAAGUACGGCGCCGGGCAGUGCCUGUCCGACAACGGCCCCGCCGUGCCCGUGGUCUACGACGUCGGCUCGCCCGAGGUCGCCUCCAGAUACUACUCGCCCUACGGGCAAAAGGAAUUCAUCCCCGGUUUCCUGCAAUUCCGCGUCUUCAACAACGAGAAGGCGGCCAUGGCGCUGUGCCCGGGCAUGAAAGUCACCGGGUGCAACACGGAGCACCACUGCAUCGGGGGCGGCGGGUUCUUCCCCGAAGCGAGCCCGCAGCAGUGCGGAGACUUCCCCGCCUACGAGUGGGGCGGCUACGGGACCCACGCGGGCUGGAGCACCACGCGGGAGAUCCUCGAGGCCGCCGUGCUGCUCUUCUACCGCUGAGGCUGCCGGUGCCGG
Molecule: messenger RNA, 1104 nt
Organism: Dromaius novaehollandiae (emu)
Lineage: Eukaryota; Metazoa; Chordata; Aves; Casuariiformes; Dromaiidae
Product: intelectin-like protein
Exons: 8
Coding region: 73-1089 (338 amino acids)
Molecular function (GO): oligosaccharide binding
Source: RefSeq, a predicted model, not a curated record